Topomyia yanbarensis is the source of this 808-nucleotide messenger RNA. RefSeq lists its product as uncharacterized. The record is from RefSeq and is a predicted model, not a curated record. Lineage: Eukaryota; Metazoa; Arthropoda; Insecta; Diptera; Culicidae. Bases 191 to 661 code for a protein of 156 amino acids. The transcript is spliced from 5 exons.
UGUGUCAUUCUCAAUCAUUCUUUCAAACACCAUAGCAUGACUGCCGUAGUGAGCGUGUGUGCUUUUUAGUACAACGCAGUCGAUCAAUAUGCGCGGAUCAGAAGUUCAGAUGUAAUAUCGAAGUUCCCUGUUUAAUUAGUGAUCCUCCUUUGUUUCGUUGAUCGAAACAGGUACUCAAUCUUCUCAACAGAUGGUCUACCCGGCAGCAAUGUUCUCCAAUAAGAACUACAAAAUAUUGACCUACUUCUUUGGCUGUAUACACAUUUUCCUAAUUUUGGUCAUUUUGAGCCAGGCAGCCGUUCCAAUCGUAACUGAUUGGAUAGCAGCAGUUUCCGUUCUUACGCCAUGUGCCUUGAAUAUUGUAUUCACCCUGUUUUGGAUGAUCGGAGCCGGAUUGAGACGACCAAGCAUGAUCACCAUUUUCAAAACCUUCUGCUAUGGACAAAUGACCGUGCUGGCAGCUCUGGUCGUUUGGUUGAUAGUGCAGUGUUUUCUCGAGGGCGGUCAAUUCCAUAUUUACAUCAUGAUUUUCAUCGUGCUCUCUUUGUUCGUUUUCUCUAUGAUAGAAGUUUUCGUGGCGACUGGAACGCAUAACGCGGUGCUACAGGAACUCAUGGGAUCUCGUAUGAGGGCCGUCGAAAUGACUGAGUGGAACAAUUGAUGGGCGGUGAUGUUAGCCCUUUCGUGAUUGUGACUAUCGAAGUGCCGCAUUUAUUCAAUCUAAGCUUUAUUAUACUGAGCAUGCACAAUCAAACGCAGAAGGAAAAAUAUAGCUUUAAUUACUGUGCUUCUUAGAUGUCAAACAAUA